AUGGGAAUCACACAUCUAUGCUUUGCUGAUGAUCUCCUCCUCUUUGCCAGAGGAGAUGAGAGUUCUAUAAGACUACUACAUGACAAAUUUUCACUAUUCUCAGAAGCAUCUGGAUUGAAAGCAAACUUAGCCAAGAGUCAAGUAUAUUUUGGUGGAGUGGAUGAUAAUACUAAGGCAACCAUUCUGUCUAUCUUGGGGUAUGAAAUAGGAGAGUUGCCUUUUAAAUACUUGGGGUUGCCGCUGUCUACAAAGAGACUCACAAUUCUACAAUGCAAACCACUGGUAAAUAAGAUAACAGCCAGAAUUACUACAUGGAUGGCCAAAUGUCUUUCAUAUGCAGGCAGACUUCAGUUUGUGAAAGCAAUGCUAUUUGGAGUUCAGGCCUAUUGGUCUCAACUAUUUUUUAUGCCAAAGAAAAUAAUUAAGAUGGUAGAGGCAGUAUGUAGGAGCUAUAUGUGGUCUGGAGAAGCAACUAUUGCUAAGAAAGCUAUAAUAGCUUGGGACAAGGUAUGCUUGCCUAAGAAUGCUGGGGGGAUGAACUUACUGAACCUAAGAAUAUGGAAUCAGGUGGCCAUUUGCAAACUGUUAUGGGCUUUAAGUCAGAAGAAGGACAGACUCUGGAUUACUUGGAUAUACACCUGCUAUAUCAAGAAUCAGGAUAUUCACACCAUGGAUAGCCCCAAGCAAGCUGCUUGGAUGAUAAGGAAGAUCAUACAUAUGAGGAAGCACUGGCAAGAAUUGGGAAAUAUUGAUAGCCUGAUCAUAGGAGGAAAGUUUCAUUUGGCUACUGCUUAUAAGAGACUUCGUGGAGCAGUUGAGAAUGUGGCCUGGAACAAACUCAUAUGCUACAAUAUAGCUGAACCCAAACACAAUUUCAUCCUAUGGGUGAACUUACAUGGGAAAUUGAGAACAAAAGAUAUGCUGAUUAAAUGGGGCCUCAGUGUGGAUCCUUUGUGUGUGUUUUGCAACUCUACAAUGGAAACUCAGGAACACCUAUUUUUUGACUGCCCAUUCACAAAGGGAAUUUGGCAGAGUAUGCUCAAUUGGCAACAGUGGGAUAGAAGAAUUCAAACAUGGUCUGUUGAAUGGGGACGGGUACAAACAGAAAUCACGUGGAAGCGACCUAGGAAGGUGAUUCUCAGGGCAAGCUUGGCAACAGUGGUUUACAGCAUUUGGAUAGAGAGAAACAAGAGAAUUUUUCAACACAAGAUCACACCUAGACAAAAUAUGGUGCACCAGAUGAAGCUCAGUUUGUGCACCAGAGUCCGAAGGAAUCAGAGGCUGUUUAGCUAUAUUAACUCAUUAUGAGUUUAGGAACAUUGUAAUUAGUUGAAUUUUUUUGUUAUAGAGGGCAGAAUGAGAAGGGACUGAAUUGGUUAAUUCACCCUAGUUUUGUAAUGAGUUCACUUGGGAAUUAAUAAAAUUUCCUUUAAUCGCCAAAAAA
This is a messenger RNA of Lycium ferocissimum, 1444 nucleotides long. RefSeq lists its product as uncharacterized. Bases 1 to 1308 code for a protein of 435 amino acids. Lineage: Eukaryota; Viridiplantae; Streptophyta; Magnoliopsida; Solanales; Solanaceae. The record is from RefSeq and is a predicted model, not a curated record. The transcript has a single exon.